Messenger RNA from Priceomyces carsonii, 5664 nucleotides. RefSeq names its product 1-phosphatidylinositol 4-kinase (gene STT4). The record is from RefSeq and is a predicted model, not a curated record. The transcript has a single exon. Gene Ontology annotation, biological process: phosphatidylinositol-mediated signaling; phosphatidylinositol phosphate biosynthetic process. Lineage: Eukaryota; Fungi; Ascomycota; Pichiomycetes; Serinales; Debaryomycetaceae. Gene Ontology annotation, cellular component: plasma membrane; cytoplasm. Gene Ontology annotation, molecular function: 1-phosphatidylinositol 4-kinase activity. Bases 1 to 5664 code for a protein of 1887 amino acids.
AUGGACUUCUUUGGUAUUAGUCGAGGUACCAUUAGAGCAGAAGCUCUAAGUAGGUUAGCUGGAUUGUCUGUACAGAACACCCCCACAAAACUACUGGAGGAAGAUGGGCAUGAACUUAUAUCCUCUUUCUCUUCUUUAAUGUCCAUCGCGUCGAAAUCAGGUACAAGUGGUGGAAAGACUUCAUCGGUUAUGGAAUCUAAAGAAUUUGAAACAGUAAUAGCGUUAUGUGAAUCUACUAAUAACGAAUUGAAGUUUGCAAGCCAAAGCAAAGAUAUUCUUGAAAAAUUAAAAUUCUACUUCUUGGACCUACCAAAUCAAAAAAUAUCUGAAGGUAUUACAAAAAGGCUCAUUAAUUCUUCCCCAUGGUUUGUCUUAGCCGAGAAAAUAUCGACUGCUAUUAUUAAAAUAGGGAUGAGCUUUGAUAGUUUGUUCCUCAAUGAUACGCUAGAAAUUUUUCGUUGCUUUAAUAGAAACUUUUUUCAAGGUAAGACGAGUUAUUCUCAUUCACAUUACUUAACGCUCUUGGGCUUUUUAGAAGGCUUGAACAAGGUACCAAACUUUUUGACUGUUUCAUUUGAGACUUUCAAAGUAUUCACAGGCUUGGACUCUUGCAUCGAUAAUUUUGAAUUUUAUAAUGAUCUUGAAGAUUAUUCAAACACUUUUUUCAAGCAUAACGAGUAUCAUCACUUCAUUGAGUCGGGACUGGAAGUUGAGCUUUCUCCAAUACUCUUUAUUGAAACGUUAAGCAAACUAAUAUGCUCAAUUAUGAAUUCAAUUCUUGAUAAUUAUGAUGAGCCUUUAUUAGAAUUUCUUUUGAAGACAGUUUCUAAAAGAUAUGACGAUGAGUCCUCUAAGGGCUUAGACAUCUCUCUUAAUAACAUGGAAUUGAUAAAACAGUUAUCAAGCUUGGCAAUACAGAAGAUGUUGUUUUUGGAUAGAGGUGAAUCUUACAUAAUUUAUUCCAAUUUGCAUAGACUUAAACUUGGGUACUUGGCAAAACAUUACAACUUACAAGCAAUAACUUGUGGGACAUUCACUGACAAUAUUGAUAUCAAAACGUCACAGAGGAUAUUCAAGAACUGCCUCGAAAUCAGGGAGGUGAUGCUUGAUCCCGAUUUAGGCUUAAGCGCACUUCAAAUGGGUUGCCUUCUUGUUUACAAAGAUGAGCUGCUUGGCGCCCCAUUAACGAGAGCAUAUACUUCAUUGACGGCCAAUCCAAAGUUCAGUUAUGCUUUAGAAGCUUCAAAAAGUGUGGGCUUAGCGAGUAAAGUGCUAUCCCAGGACGCUGUGAUUACGACAAUCUACUCACUUACAAAUUUAUUAUUUGUUAGUAAUGAUGGGAUUGAGCUACACUCUAGAAACACGCAUAAGAGAAACAAUUGCGUCAAAAGACUUGAUUCAUUAUCCUGGAAGCAGCACGUUAACGGCUCUAGAAACGUUUCUUCUCAAUCAGCUAGGUCCGGAGCUCCUAGUGCGCAGAAACUGAUCGAUUAUGACGAUCUUGACUAUAAGUCUGUUUGUGAGAAUGCUAUCACAGGUAUAAUCGAAAUAUCGCAGGCAUGUUCUGAUGAAACAGUAACUACAUUGUCAGUAACUAUCUUAUCUCAGAAAGCUGUUAGAUUGGAUACGGCAAUUGGUAAGCUUCUUUUAAGAGGUUUAACUUCGUGCGCACCAUUCCUUCCGGAAAGGGAAUUCAUUAUUCUUCUGAAGUUGUUGAAUAGGUUAUCACUCGAUGCUCUAGCAGCAAAAAAGAAAUCACUUGUAGAGAGUCUUAUAAAUGCAAGAGCGGAUCUUUCAAAAAAAUUGACGAAAGAUAACCCAUUAUAUUUUGCCUACCUUCGUGAAAUUUUGCAAUCAAUUAUAAGCAAGGGAGAUGUUGAAGAACUUGAACAUCAUAGGUCCCAUGAUGAGAUCAGCGAGGUUGCCACAAAAAUUGCAAUAUAUAUUAAACCAUUAGCAGAGUUACUUCCUGACGUUCAAAAAGGAGAUGAGCCAUUAGAAAUUAAAGACACUACGACCAUCAAUUUGUUUAGAAAUAUUUGGUUUAAUAUGGUUGUUCAUGGAUACUCUAAUGAUUCUAAAAUUGCUCAACCAUAUAUUAAAGAGCUUGAAAGAAUUGCGUAUAAUAGUCCUCCUUUGGCGAGCGAAUUGUCAUGGGAUCGAACAGAAACCUCCUUAGAAUUGAAUACUGUUUUGAGAAGAGGUUCGUCUAAUCAUAAUGUAAAGCAUCAUAGAAACAUAAUCGGUAGUAUCUUUGAAAUUCACAGAACGAUGUCUUAUCCAAAAUUAAUGUUCUUGUCGGCAACUGUUUUUGUUGAGUCGUUAAGAGUAAAGUCCGGAGACUGUUCUAAGAUACUUUAUUAUUAUUCAGAUCCUUCUGUUAAGACAACGGGAGUGGAAAAGUACAUUGCUUAUAUCGCAUUCAAGAUUGUCAAGGACUACAUUUAUUUAAUUAGUUGCGGUGCUAAUAAACAAUUCAGUGCCGACAGAAUUGCUGAACAGCUUACAAACAUGUUGGCGCUUUGUUGUCAUAGGUUAGAAGACCUUCAAGAUACUGCAUUACAAUGUUGCGAUCUUUUGAUCAACAAGAUUCCCUCUUCCCUUUGUCACCAUAAAAGUUUAUUUGCCCUUUUUGAUUUAUUGACUUUAUUGUUUGAUAGUAUCAUUGACGCCGAUGAAAAUCAAUAUGAGCCGACGACUUCUUACCGUGCUAACAAAACAGGCAUUCAUCUUCUUUUAUCUGAUUCUUAUACAUGGAGGACGGAAACUUUCAAUAGAUUUUAUGAGAAGUGUAAGAAUUGGGUUACGCUAGUGUUGUUAAAGUGUAAUGUUGAUAUCAAAAGUUUGAUCCUGUCGUAUGUGUCUGAUAUGGAUCGCUUUCAGAGCAAUAAUAAAAUUCAGUUCGGUGUUUCUUUUGCAAUUGAAAUGUCAGGAAGCGUUUUGGCUAAUGAUAGAGAGUUGUCAUCCAUUCCCAAGAUGCCGAACAAAGAAGUCAACACAUUGCCUGUUUUUGUUUCUCAAUUAAGCUGGAGGACAAAUUUUGUUAACGACUUGAUGGAUCGGAUUCCAUUGCGUUCUAUUGACGAUGUUGAUAAAGCUUUCAGUGAAAUAAAGAAAAAGAUACUUCGAUUGAAGAAGGAUAACAAAGAAAAUAAGUCAGCUGAUACUGAACGAAUCACUGAUCUUUUGACUGAAAUUGCCAGCUUAACAUUAUUAUCUGAUGACAACACGGCCUCAUUAAUAAGAUAUCUUGUUGACAUACCUUUUGUGAUUUUUGAAUCUCCAAUUAUGAAUGCGGCAGUCGAUAUUUGGUUUGCGGUAAUGAAAGAUAGGCCCGACCUUUCGGUACUUUUACUUUCGGAAAUUGCUAAAAAAUGGGAAUCCUCAAUAGAAACAAGGGUGGGUUUGUUUUCUGACGAGUAUGAUAAUGAAUAUCCAGAAUUUUCUAAAAUGGAAUAUGCUCCAAGUGAUCACAAGAGAAUUAUAAUGCUUUCACAUGUGGCAAGUUCGGCAUUCGAUCCACAUUUGCAAAUCAUUAAGUUAUUUGCAUCCAAUUUUGAGGCUUCGUUAAAUCAAUCUGAUCACCUUUUGAAACUUUUUACACGGUUUGUCGAAAUUGGGUUGGCGAAUUUACCUAAUGCCAGCUUACACCCUUUUUCGAGGUCAGGGAGGUUUGAAUUAAUUAGAUUUGCAUUCGAUGUUUUGAAUUAUCAUACAAAGCUCGGGUCAAGAAGUGUAACUAGCCUCACCUCCCUAAUUCUUGAUGGAACUUUAAGUUGGUUUAGGCUCAGAGCAAGUUACCCUUAUGGUUCAAAUGUUCUUAAAAUGAGAGCUGACUUAGGUUUAUUAAAGGAGGUUGCGAGAUUAAUGACUCAUAUUUCUAGUGGUAAGUCAACCGAACUCGAAGGGAAGAAGAGCAUUAUAUUACUUUUCCUUGACGACGAAAUUUCAAAGAUUUCAGUUUGGCUAGAUUCAUUGAAUCCACAAGAUACCAGAGGAACUUUUGCGAAAGGUGGUGUCAGUGGCAGUCACAUAAAAAAUGCAUAUUCCUAUGACCCUAUAUUAGCUAUCAACUUAGCUUCAAGAUAUAAAAUCAAGAAUUUAGAUGAGUUAUUACAAUCUCUCAUAGCUGCAAAUCCACUUCCAGCAAUUUUUUACCCUGAUGCUGUCCAAUAUUUCAUAGGUAUCAAUGCUGGCACACGCAUGCCUUCUUAUCAUUUACUAUUCUGGGCACUGUUGUCUCCAAUCGAUUGCAUCACAUUAUUUUUACCUCCAUUUGAAAGUAACCCAUACGUUUUGCAGUAUACGAUGAGAUCAUUGGAGAGCCACGAUGUGAACUUGGUGUUUUUUUACGUUCCCCAAAUCGUUCAAAGCUUGAGAUUUGACGUCAAAGGUAAUGUGGAAAGGUUUAUUAUCGAAACUGCUAAAGUUUCACAAUUAUUUGCACACCAGAUUAUAUGGAAUAUGAUGGCAAAUAGCUAUAAAGAUGAAGACUCAACCGAACCUGAUUCUUUGAAGCCAACCUUAGACAGAAUACAAGCCAAGAUGAUAAAAUCAUUCAGUCGAGAGGAUUAUGACUUUUAUGAAAAGGAGUUUGGUUUUUUCAACGAAGUCACUAGUAUUUCAGGAAAGUUGAAACCUUAUAUCAAGAAAACGAAAGCUGAAAAGAAAAUAAAAAUUGAUCAAGAAAUGGCAGACAUUCAAGUUCUUCCGGAUGUCUACUUGCCAAGUAAUCCAGACGGGGUCGUCAUAGAUAUAAACAGAAAGUCAGGAAAGCCAUUGCAGUCCCAUGCAAAGGCCCCCUUUAUGGCUACGUUUAAGAUAAAGAAAGAAGUACAGGAAAUAGAUGAUCACGGGAAAACUAGCACUACUUCGAUUGAGAAGUGGCAAAGUGCGAUAUUUAAAGUUGGCGAUGAUUGUCGUCAAGACGUGUUGGCGUUGCAAUUAAUAUCCGUAUUCAGAACUAUUUGGACAUCUGCUGGUCUCGACUUGUAUGUGUUCCCUUAUCGGGUCACUGCAACUGCCCCUGGUUGUGGUGUUAUAGACGUUUUGCCUAAUUCCAUUAGUCGUGAUAUGCUAGGUAGGGAAGCAGUCAAUGGUUUAUAUGAAUAUUUUACAACGAAAUUUGGUCCCGAGAACUCUAUAGAGUUUCAAAGAGCAAGAAAUAACUUGAUCAAAUCUUUAGCUGCAUACUCAAUUAUUUCAUAUCUUUUACAGUUCAAGGACCGUCAUAAUGGUAACAUAAUGUACGAUGACCAGGGUCACAUUUUACAUAUCGAUUUUGGAUUUUGUUUUGAUAUCGUUCCUGGUGGUGUGAAGUUUGAGGUUGCGCCGUUUAAGCUAACUCAUGAAAUGAUCAUGGUGUUAGGAGGUUCAAACAACACCCAAGCUUUCAGGUGGUUCGAGGAGCUUUGCGUCAAGGGUUAUUUGGCAUGUAGACCCUACAUGGAAACUAUUGUCAGAUGCGUGACUCCAAUGUUGGAAAGUGGGUUGCCGUGCUUCAAAGAGUCCACAAUCAAGAAAUUAAGGUCCAGAUUUGUCCCAUCAAAGUCAGACAAAGAGGCCUCUCAUUUCAUGAGGGGCCUAAUUAGGAAGUCCAUGGAAAGUGUCUAUACAAAGGGGUACGAUGAAUUCCAAAAAUUGACAAAUGGUAUUCCCUGUUGA